Symbiodinium necroappetens is the source of this 8559-nucleotide messenger RNA. The record is from the annotation of a GenBank genome assembly. NCBI's taxonomy places the organism in Eukaryota, Dinophyceae, Suessiales, Symbiodiniaceae.
AUGGCUAACAGUUUCUAUUGGUACGACCUGGAAACCACAGGUACUGAUCCGAAAUGGGAUCGUAUUGUGCAGUUUGCCGGUCUUCGUACUGAUGCUGAUCUGAAUAUUCUAGAUGACGAGUUCAGCACCUAUGUUUAUACGCCGGAUGACGUGUUACCUAAUCCCCAUGCCAGCCUGGUCACCGGUAUUACCCCUCAUCUGACCCAAGCACGUGGCAUACCUGAAAGCGAAGCGCUGCGUAAAAUUAAUGACAUUUUCAUGCAGCCGGGUACCUGUGUUGCGGGCUACAACAGUUUGCGUUUUGACGAUGAGUUCAUGCGUUACUCCCUUUAUCGCAACCUCCUGGACCCUUACGCGCGUGAGUGGCAGCAGGGAAAUUCACGCUGGGAUCUGAUCGAUCUGGUCCGUGCAACCGGCGCAUUGCGUCGCGAGGGUAUCAACUGGCCAGAGGAUGAGGAUGGCUUGCCGGUGUACAAAUUGGAAGAGCUGACCCGCGCCAAUGAUAUCUCCCAUGGGCAGGCACAUGACGCCAUGUCGGAUGUGCAUGCAACUCUGGGUAUGGCGAAGUUGAUCAAGAGCGCUCAGCCUAAGCUGUUUGAAUAUUAUUACUCCAUGCGACACAAAAAAAGCGUUCGCAAUCUGCUGGAGCCCGUUGGUACAAAACUCAAUGUGCACGUCUCCGCGCUGUACCCACGGCAUCGCUUUGGUGUAGGUCCUGUCAUUUCGAUUGCCCGCCACCCCAGUAACGGGAAUGCCAUGAUUGUGGCUGAUCUGGGUGAAGACAUAGAACCCCUGCUGGAGAUGAGUGCGGAUGAAAUCAGCGCUGCGUUGUUUACGACGGAUGGCGGCGAGCGACCUCCGUUGAAAGAAAUACGCAUCAAUCGCUGUCCGUUUGUGGCACCCAUUGAAGUACUCAAUGAAGAGAAUCAGCAGCGCUUGCAGAUUGAUCUGAAGCUGAUUAAAGAAAGGGCGCGCAGGCUCAAGCAGCCGGGUUUCGCUGAUAAAGUUGCGAGGGCGUAUUCGCAGCGCAAAAAUCAGCCUGCCGUUGAUGUCGACGCUGCGCUAUACGAUGGAUUCCUGCAGGAUGAUGAUCGCUCUCGUUGCGCGGCGUUACAUGAAGAGUUGAUUGCCGGCCGCUGGCAGGAUCUGGAUUUUCGAGACAAGCGCCUGCACACCCUGGCCGCACGUAUGAAAGCACGAUCUUAUCCUGCGCUGCUUGAUGAAGCUGAACAGAAACAGUGGCGCAAUUUUGUGAUUACAAAACUUGAAGGGGAUGGCGAUUGGCUGAAUCUUCGCGACUACGAGGUCAGCAAACGCUACGACCAACUCACGGUGCUGGAUGAUGUGUCAGUCAACUGCCCCUCUGCAGCCUGCACCGCCAUAGUUGGCGCAAGCGGCAGUGGUAAAACCACAAUGCUGCAACUGGUCAAUGGUGUUGUCCGGCCAGAUAGCGGCACGGUUAAAGUGUUUGACGAGCAGGUACCCGACAGCGAGGUUGAGCAUUUUCGCCGCAAGAUAGGUUAUGCGGUGCAGGGCGCUGCGCUAUUUCCCCAUAUGACGGCAUGGGAGAACGUUACUCUGGUAGCGCGCCUGCAGGGAAUCGCUUCUGAUGAGAUGGAGUCUCGUUAUCAGCAGCUGGUGCAGGAUAUGGAUCUGCCCGAAGACAUCCGUCACCGCCUGCCCAGGGAACUUUCCGGUGGGCAGCAACAGCGUAUCGGGUUGUGUCGCGCCUUGAUGUUAAAGCCCUCGCUGCUUCUGCUGGAUGAGCCCUUCUCCGCAGUGGAUCCUAUCACCCGGGUGGAUAUCUACGAUCGGUUUGCUUACGUGCAGAAGCAUGAAGGUGUCAGUAGUUUGCUGGUGACCCAUGAUCUGCGUGAGUCAGCUGUCAUGAAGAGAUGGCUGAUGCUGGUCGCCGUCGUGUGCUUUCUUUCCGUCAGUCUGCAUGCGCAGACAAUCCGGAUCGGUAGUAAGAACUUCAAUGAAAACUACAUUCUGGCGGAAGUUGUCUCGCAACUGCUUGAAGUCAGAGGGUUUACCGUUGAACGAAAGUUUGGCCUCGGUGGCACUCUGAUCUGUUAUCAGGCGCUUGUUGCGGGGGAAAUCGAUAUCUAUGUUGAAUACACCGGCACGCUGAGUCAGGCAAUUCUCGAUUUACCUGGUAAUCCUGAUCGGCGCGCAUUGAACGAAGCGCUGCAGCCGGUUGGCCUGGAACUGUUAAACGAGUUUGGUUUCAACAAUACCUACGCGAUAGCCGUGCAGAAGCAGGUUGCCGAAGCGCGCAACCUGAAGACCAUCGGGGAUCUGGCCGCACACCCGGACCUGGAAGUGGUGGUUUCCCAUGAGUUCCUGGAGCGGGGAGAUGGCUGGCCUGGCUUGAGCCAGGCCUACGGUCUGACAGCGCCUGUCAGGGGGAUCGAACAUGGCCUUGCUUAUCAGGCCAUCAGCAAGGGUGCAAUUGGCGUGACUGAUGUAUACAGCACGGAUGGAGAGCUGAUUCGAUAUGAAUUGACUGUUCUGCAGGAUGAGCUGGAUUAUUUUCCACGCUACUAUGCUGCGCCUCUGGUGCAGCAGACACUUCCCCAGGGUGCUCGUGAUGCGCUGAGCGUGCUGGCAAACGUCAUAAGUGAUGAAGCUAUGCAAAAACUCAAUGCCGCUGUGGUUUUUGAAGGUAAGUCGUUUGCUCAGGUGGCAUCAGGUUUUCUUGCGUCGAUCGAUGUUGAGACCACGGUUGCUGAACCCUCCAUGUGGCCCUCGUUGAUGAGAAAUACGCUGCGCCAUCUGCAGUUAACCGGCAUCGCGUUGGGUUUAGCCAUUGUGGUUGGUCUGGGCCUGGCGCUGUUGGUAUAUCGGGUCGAUUGGCUCAGUAGUAGUGUGAUUUACGUCAGUGGGCUUUUGCAGACUAUUCCCUCAAUAGCCUUGUUGGCAUUGAUGAUCCCUCUGUUUGGCAUAGGUAUGCUGCCGGCCAUCAUCGCGUUGUUUCUUUACUCUUUGCUGCCGAUACUGCGAAACGCCAUUACCGCGCUGACGCACGUAGACGUGACCCUGAUUCGUGUAUCCGAAGCAUUGGGGCUGACGAAUAAAGAGCAGCUCAAACACGUGUUGCUACCUCUGUCAGUGCCCGCGAUCUUUGCCGGGAUCCGUACCGCAGCAGUAAUCAGCAUAGGGACAGCAACGCUGGCAGCAUUUAUAGGUGCAGGCGGGCUGGGUGAUCCGAUUGUGGUUGGUUUGUCUCUAGAUAACCCGGAGCUCAUUCUGCAGGGCGCCAUUCCGGCAGCACUUCUGGCUAUUUUCACCGAGUUGGGAUUUACCCUGAUAGAAAAGCGCUUGAGUCGCGCGCACCAGAUGCUCUUCUUCUGCCGCGAGCGUGCGGCCAAAAAGUGUUUGCUCCAGCCGCGCUACAAUCUCCGAGUUCAUACUGCGACGAUGAUAUCUGGCGGCCUCGGCUACCUGGUCUCGCAUGAGGAGCGGCAGGAUCAGUGUUGGUGGCAAAUGGCGCGGUGUGCGCCACAAACAGCAAAACAGGUAUACAUGGUACAGCGUCCUGGUCGAGGCGACUUUCCGGAUCUGCAUGUUUUUCCCGGUGGCAAAGUGGACGAAGACGACUGGGCGCCGCAGCAUUGUUUUGGUGUGGAUGAUCAACAGGCCAGCGCCAGGCUGGGUGUUGCUGCAGGCGGCCUGCGCUACUGGGUUGCGGUUGCAAGAGAGUGUUUUGAAGAAUGUGGUGUGUUGGUUGUGCAUCAGAACGGUACGCCUCUGGAUCUCUCUGAAUCGCACGUACGUGCGAAAUUUGUCGAUUAUCGUCAGCAGCUGUUGGCUGGUGAGAUUUCGUUCAGCAGCUUGUGUGCAAAAGAAAAUCUGACUGUGGCCUGUGAUCGGCUGGCGUAUUUCAGCCACUGGAUAACUCCGCCUGUCGUUCCCCGUCGGUUUGAUACCCGUUUUUUUCUGGCGGCGUUACCUGACCAUCAGAUUGCUCUGGCAGAUACGGAUGAAACUGCCGAUGAUCAGUGGGAAAAACCUGUUGAGGCACUUGCCAGAUCGGCUGCCAAACAGUGGCAGAUGAUAGAUCCCACCCUGCGUUCAUUGGAAACGUUGUCGCAGUUCUCAACAGUGUCCCAGGCACUCGCUGAGGUGAAACAGGGUGAACAUCUUAUGCCGUUGACGCCGGAGUUGAAUCGCCAGGGUAUGCAGGAUGGACAACAACGUAUUGAUGUCCUGCGCGAUCUGAACCUGACAUUGCCCGCCGGCCAAACCCUUGCAGUGAUGGGGCCAAGCGGCUCAGGAAAAUCUACCUUGCUUAAUAUUCUGGCAGGAUUGGUCAGUGCUGAUGAGGGCUCGGUGGAUUUGCACCUUGACAAUCAGACUUAUGCCCUGCGCGAACUCAAUGAGCUUGCUCGAACGCGACUGCGGCGCAGUUACAUAGGAUACGUUUACCAGUUUUUCAAUCUCGUGCCGACACUGACGGUGCUGGAAAAUGUAUCUUUGCCUGCCCGGCUUAAUCGGCGUAAUGACCUGGACCUGUCGGCGCGUGAACUGUUAGCGGCAUUUGGCUUGAAGGAUCGGCAUGAUGCGUUUCCUGAAGUGUUGAGCGGCGGAGAGCAGCAGCGCGUGGCAGUGGCCCGGGCGCUGUUGUUAAAGCCACCGUUGCUGCUUGCAGAUGAGCCCACCGGGAACCUUGAUGCUGUAAACGCUGAUCAGGUCGCUACGCUUUUAUUCGAUAAUGCCAAAGCGCUGGGUCUGACAGUUAUUGUGGCCACUCAUAGUGAAGACGUUGCCAGCCGUGCUGACCGUCGCAUUCAUAUGUUUUUAUGGCGUUCACCCUGGUCAACGGGUAUGGCCUUUUUUGGCGUUAUGCUCGGUGUGUCGUCAAUUGUUGGUGUCCAUCUGAUCAGUGCAUCAAUCGCAGCUCAACUUGAUGCCCUUAUCCCUUCCCAACUGGCUGGCUACAGCCACUUUCUGCAUCGCGCAGAGGUGUCUGCAGACGACUAUUUUAAACUGCGUCGUCAGUGGCGUGAAGGUGGUUUGUCGAGUGUCGAUGAGGUCGCGCCGUUGAUUGAUGAAACCGCUGUUAUCGACGGGAAAGAGAUCAGAGUUGUUGGCGUGGAUCUGCUCAGCCCGCUAGGUGUGCGUUUAUUGGGGGAGGCUGGUCAGACGGAUGCGGCGGGUGCCCGCAACACAUCGAUAAGUUCGACUUUCUGGCAGGGUAUCUGGGUGGACGAGACUUUGAUGGCUCUGACGUCUGCGCCAAUCAACGCUGUCAUAAUCGCGCCUCCGGGUACCGUGAUUGCCGACAUCGGUGUAGCGCAGAAUUUACUUGGAUGGUCUGCCGAUCAGCUGUCUUACGUGGGGAUUGUGUACCGGUCUAAAUGGCAGAACGUUGUAGAUAUCGGAGAGCAUAUCCUGCCGGGUUUUGCUGCAGGGUUUCCGCUGCAGCCUGUUGCACAGAUACCCUCAGGGUGGACGGUGCUCAGUUUGUCAGCGCAGCAUCCGGCCAGUUCGUUUGGCAAGUCCGUGCUGUUCAAUAUCAGUGCGCUGGGACUGCUCGCAUUGCUGGUUGCCUGGUUUCUGAUCUAUCAGGUGGCAGUUUCCUGGUUACGACGUCUCUGGCCCGUCUUUGAACGUCUGCAUGUGCUUGGCGUGCCGUGGCACUAUCUGCAGCUCACCUUUGUUGCAACACUGCUCCUGCUCGGUAUUCUGGCCGCAUUGUCCGGUUUACUUGUCGGUCGAGCUCUGGCCGUUGCGCUCUAUCAGCUGGCUCUGCCGCUGCAGGCGGUAGCUGGGCCUUUCGGCAAGCCAGGUGUGUUGGGUGUCAUGUGGGAAGCGACAGGCCUGGCUGGGGGCUUUGUAAGUAUUGCCGCUAUCAGCCUGCUGGCAGCCUGGGUAGUGACGCCGUUGCUCAAAUCCCUGGCCCGAUGCAGCCCUCGCCUGCCGGGACCCAUUCUGGUGCGCCUCAGCUUGCGGGAAGCGAUCUGGUAUCCACGUGAUAUGGGCGUGGCGUUGGCAGGGUUGAUUCUGGCGGUUGCCACCGCCAUUGGCGUCAGCUUGAUGGUUGACAGUUUUCGCAGCGACUUUGAUCGUAUGUUGGGCCAGCGCCUGAGCUACGACCUGGUUGUGGAAGGCGGAGUGCUGGAUCUACAGAGGCUUGACAGGGAACUGGCAAAUAACCCUGAGGCGCGGCGGGUACAAAAUUAUCGUCAGACCCAGCUGCGGGUGGCGGGUGUGCCGAUGCAGAUUGUUGCAAGCCAGACAGAUCAACUGGAGAUGGCCCGCUACGGCUACCCGCGGGCACUGGCAAUUGAUGAAGUUCUGAUCAGUGAGCAGGCCGCACGUGCUCUGGAUCUUGGCGCGGGGGAUUUGCUCAACCUGGAUGGCUUGCCGUUCAAUGUGGUCAAAGUAUUCACCAGUUUUGGUGACGUCACACCGCGCCUUGUUCUCAAUGAGCAGGUUGUUGCCUCUGAAAAAGCUGCCAGCGCAGGUGGGACAUUGUCUAAUACACCUCUGCCAUGGGUUUCAUUGAGCAUCAAUGCUGAUGCUCCUGCAGCGCUGCUGAGCCAGCUAAAGUUGGACUAUCCAAGCUUGGAUUUCCGCCUGCAGAAUGACAUCCGCACCCUUGCGUUGGACACCUUUGAUCAGACAUUUGCGAUAACUACUGCCCUUGUCCUGAUUGCUUUGCUGGUAGCCAGUAUUGGUAUCUAUAUUGCGGUCACAGCCCUGCGCCUCAACAAAAAGGUCCAGAUGAGUGUCCUGGCUGCGCUGGGCGUUAAUCGUCUGGAGGGUAUCGGAAUGGACUUUGCUCUGGGUCUCGGCAUAGGUGUGGUUGCCAUGCUGGUUGCUGUGCCACUGGGUGUCACGCUGGGUUGGAUUCUCUGUGAUGUCAUUAAUCCACGCGCGUUUGGCUGGACGGUCACUUUACAGCUUUCAGCCCAGGCACUGAUGACCCCCGUAUUCUGGGGUUUGCUGGCGGCCAGCGCGGCAGGUUUGAUCCGCCUUGGGCGGCAGGCCACACCUGUAAUGGGCGUGCGCAUCAGUUCCGUGCUUGGCGAGGGAGCACAGGCCGGCUAUCGCAGUGAAUGGUGGUAUCUCACUGCGGUUUUGCAGGACGUCGAUGGUCGUGAAUUUGGCGUGCAGUACACGCUGUUCAGGCAGGCGCUGACACCAACCCCCACGGGUGCAGGACCCUGGCACAGUGGCCAGGCAUUCAUGGCCCACGUAGCCGUCACCGACGUUGACAACAAGCGUCACCUUCACGAUCAGCGCUUUGUGCGCGGACAUCCGCAACUGGCCGGCGUAACAACAAACAAUGGCUUCCGCGCCUGGCUGGAGGACUGGGUGUUGCAGGGUUUGACGGUAACUGCCGAGCAGUUUGAUCUGCAGUUGCAGGCACCAGCGAACCAAUUCGACAUAGACCUCAAGCUGCAGCAGCAGCAACCGAUUGUGCUGCAGGGUGACUCAGGUUUGUCGCACAAGGGCGUUGGGUCAGCCAGUUAUUACUAUUCAAUGCCGCGUAUGGCGAUCAGCGGAGUGAUUGAGGUUGAUGGGCUCCGUCAUGAAGUGACCGGACUGGGCUGGCUUGAUAGAGAAUGGAGUACCUCUGUCCUGCCUGCCGGGGUGGCAGGUUGGGACUGGUUUGCGCUGCAGUUUUUUGAUGCGAGCAGUCUCAUGGCCUUUCGCCUUCGUCGCAGUGAUGGUCUGCGUGAUGAAUAUGAUCACGGCCUGAAAGUGCCUGCGUUCAGCGGAUCUGCAGAUUCAACAGACGCCUCUGGCACUGUGCUUGAGACUGAGGAUUUUGAGCUCACACCUACUGGAUACUGGGUUGAUAAAACCGGCGUUAGCUGGCCUGUGAGCUGGCAGCUUGAUGUACAAGGCGAACAGUUUUUCAUCGAAGCGCUUGUUGAUGAUCAGCUGAUGGACACAGGCAUUUUGUACUGGGAAGGUAUUGUUGGGGACAAACACGUGGCAGACGAUAAAACUGAAGAUCUGGAUUGGACUCAUCUGGACUCGCGAUACGAUCAGGAGGCUGGCUUGAUUCUGUUCGAAAAGCGUAUGGAUCGCAUGCGUAAUCCUCGCAACGGCAAAGAGUUUGAUCGCCUGGUGCUGGAGUCAGUGGACUGGGUCAACCUGGUUGCGCUUGACGAGGCGCAGCGCUGCAUAAUGAUUCGGCAGUAUCGUUUUGGUGUGGGUUACACCACGUUGGAAACUCCCGGUGGCAUGGUCGACCCUGGCGAAGAUUCGCUGACGGCUGCCCAGCGCGAACUGGAGGAAGAGACCGGCUAUGUAGCAGACGCCUGGACAUACCUGGGUGCGGUGGAACCGAACCCCGCCUUUCAUAAUCAUCUGUGUCACCACUGGCUGGCUGAAAAUGCCAGGCCCGGAUCUGCGCAGAACCAGGGUGAUGGAGAGGCGAUCAGAGUAGAGUUGAUGGAUGUGGAUCAGGUCAAACAGGUUGUGCAAAGCGGCGAGUUGAAACACGCGCUUGCGCUAUCGGCCCUGUCGCGGGUCUAUCAAUUGUGGCCGUUGCCGUUCGCUCACGACGAGGUUGAGCCGGAAUCCGGGAAACUCUAG